This is a messenger RNA of Linum tenue, 1611 nucleotides long. The record is from the annotation of a GenBank genome assembly. NCBI's taxonomy places the organism in Eukaryota, Viridiplantae, Streptophyta, Magnoliopsida, Malpighiales, Linaceae.
AAGCGAUGAUGUCUGGAAGAAGGAGAAGCGGAAAAAGGACGCCGGAACGGAGGGGGUGGUCCGUUUGGGUACGAUGGAAUUCACGACUUCCCGUGAGAUGUUUCAAACUGUCAAAGGGUGGAUGACCGAUAGUUAUCUAAAUUUCCCCGUCGUCCAUAGGAUCGUGCCGAGCUUGCUGGACUUGGUGAAGAAGGGUCAUCCCGAGCCACAUAAAAUGAUUGGUUGUGGGGUCGAUUCAUUUCGAGUCCGAAACGACACGAUGUGCAGCCACUUCCGCACCUUCUUUAUCGUUAGGAAAGAUGAUUCGACCGCAGAUUUCUGCUUCAGGACCUGUGUAAACAACAUCCUUCCAUUACCCGAGGAUUUGAAAGAUCAAGGGGGUGUUGUUGUUGCUGUUUGUGCAUGUCAUAUAGCAGGAGGCAUGGGUCGUUUGCGUGCUGAUAGAGUGGCAGAGGAACUUGAAAGGCUUACACGAGAACAAAAUGCUAGGCUAGAUGAGGAGGAGAGGAUGGGAAGGCUCAACACCGUCAUCUUGGGUUCGAAGAAAUUCUAUUACUCCACGCAAUUGUAUAGAUACUUUUACUCGUUGCUUAUGAGGUCCCCACUUAAUUAGACUCUCGUCGAGAAGCAUGCCCACCUGAUGUUACUGGAGUUAUUGAAGAAGGGUGAUCCAGAGUCGGAAAAAAAGAUUGGUUCUUCUGGCGUCGAAUCAUUUCAAGUUCGAAUCCAUCCAGCAUACGAUAGUGAUCUGAGAAGCUUCUACUUUGUUAGGGGAGAUGGUUCUAUGGAGGAUUUCUGCUUCAUCAAAUGUGUUGAUCAUAUCUUUCCCUUGACAGAGAAAUUUCAAGAACAAUGCGUUGGUCCUUGUAGCUGUCAUCAUGAAGAAGAUGGGGAAGGUGGUGUCACCUUGGGUUGGCUGAAAUUUCAGAGUUCAACACAAAUGUUUUCAUAUUUCGGAAGUUUGAAUCAUCUUUGUCCAUAUGAAUCUCCUAUCACCGACCCGGUUAUUCAAACGGUAGUGUUGGCUUUGCUGAAGAAGGGCGAUCCAGAGUGGGAGAAGAAGGUUGGUUCGGGAGGGGGUCUCCAAUCAGUACAAAUUCGGAGGCCCACAGUGGGGAGCUAUCCGACCUACUUCGUUGUUAGGAACGAUGGUUCUAUGGUGCCUUUCUGCUUCUGGACAUGCAUCGACAAUCUCAUUCCUUUGCCAAAUGACUAUAAAAACCGAUGUGCUGCUGGUGCUGGUCUUAAAAGUUUCAGAGGAGCUAUACGUGGCGCUAGUGGAUGAAGUCAUGGCCGCCGCACUUUGAUUUGAAGGGUUGGGUUUCUCUAUUUGUUACAUGGUGUCGUAGUUUGGUUUAUUGUAUGUAUGUUUUGCAAGCUUUACUUUUGACAUUAGAAAGUGUUUGGGAUGUUGAGUUUUAGAUGCCAUUCAUAAGUUGUUAAAUCCCCAUUAUAUUUAGAUUGGUUUAUGUACCAUUAUUUACUGCUUAAAUUAAGGUUAAGGUUGUGUGAUGGUUUCUUUUGUAGAGCUCACUUUUUUAGGUUAGGUGUGGAUUUUGAUUUGUGCAACCUGUAGAUACUCUACCGAAUUCAUGUCACAUCUACUUUCUA